Messenger RNA from Cucurbitaria berberidis CBS 394.84, 449 nucleotides. RefSeq lists its product as uncharacterized. The transcript has 2 exons. NCBI's taxonomy places the organism in Eukaryota, Fungi, Ascomycota, Dothideomycetes, Pleosporales, Cucurbitariaceae. The coding region runs from base 63 to 404 and encodes 113 amino acids. The record is from RefSeq and is a predicted model, not a curated record.
CACAAACACAUAUUAGAUAGCUUCCAGUCCUCACUUUGAAAUCUAUACUGAAUUACUGCUCAAUGUUACCGUCACGGCAGAUUGCUCGGCGGAUUCCUACACCCUCUCUCACCCUAUGCUUUUUCACAACACCAAUACUGCGAAUACUACGUACAGAACGAGGUUACUCAGAUAUAAGCACGGGUUCUUCAAGUUCAGCUAAAGAGGAGGUACUGAAGUCGACCGCCCAGCCGUCAGAGGAAGCCAAACCGAAGAAGAAGACACAAGCAGAACUCGACCAAGAGCUACAGCUAAAGCUUCAGGGACUAUCUGGUGAUGGGGGUGAUGCCGGUGUGGAGUAUGAAGAUGGGAAGCCGGUAUCAAUGAAGAGGAGCGUGAAGAACAAUAUGUUCAGAUACAUCUAAGCUGAGGUACGAUGAACACUCCAGCGCCUGUCUGUCGCGAAAGGA